Molecule: messenger RNA, 1879 nt
Organism: Diospyros lotus (date-plum)
Lineage: Eukaryota; Viridiplantae; Streptophyta; Magnoliopsida; Ericales; Ebenaceae
Product: NAC domain-containing protein 54-like
Exons: 3
Coding region: 221-1045 (274 amino acids)
Biological process (GO): regulation of DNA-templated transcription
Molecular function (GO): DNA binding
Source: RefSeq, a predicted model, not a curated record
AUUCAACUUUGGGCAGUGAGUUUAAUUACCAGACCUUUAUGUAGUUAAGGAGUGGUGUUAACGUAAGAGAGGACCUUCUCUCAUGCUCUCUCGGCUGAGCCUGCGCAGAAUCUAGAGAUCAGUUGUGAAGAUAUAUAGAUAUGGUAGGUUGUGGAAAGGCAAGGGGCUUGCGGGAAACGUUUGUCUGAGAAUCUGCAAAAGCUAAAGUGAAAACUGGGCCAUGGACAAGGGACUAACCGGAACCCCUUCUAUAUAUAUAAUUAUAUAUAUACACACACACGAUAUCAUUCAAUGGAAGCUAAUUAGCGAUCACAAGGCGGGUGGUGCAAAGGCGGGCCAGAGCAGCACCAUUGUUAUGGCUCCAGUUGGACUGCCUCCGGGCUUCAGGUUUCAUCCAACCGAUGAGGAGCUCGUCAAUUAUUAUCUCAAGAGGAAGAUUCAUGGGCUCGAGAUUGAACUCGACAUUAUUCCAGAGGUCGAUCUCUACAAAUGUGAGCCUUGGGAGUUAGCAGAGAAAUCCUUCUUGCCUAGUAGAGACCCGGAGUGGUAUUUCUUUGGACCAAGGGAUAGGAAGUAUCCAAAUGGAUUCAGAACGAAUAGAGCAACCCGAGCUGGAUACUGGAAGUCGACUGGGAAAGAUCGGAGGGUGACAUGCCAGAGCCGGCCCAUUGGAAUGAAGAAGACGCUGGUUUACUACAAAGGCCGAGCUCCUCAGGGUAUUAGAACCGACUGGGUGAUGCACGAGUAUCGCCUCGACGACAAGGAAUGCGAGGAAACCUCUGGAAUUCAGGACUCUUACGCACUGUGUCGAGUGUUCAAGAAAAACGGCAUUUGCUCCGAGGUGGAAGAGCAAGGCCAAUGUAGCGCAUCGAUGAUCGAGAACUCGCAAGGCAUCAUCAACGAGAGCGAAACCAUGUCGCCGGAUGUUCCUCUGGCAUCUUCUUCAUGCAUGGAGGAAGAAGACAAAGAUGAUUCAUGGAUGCAGUUCAUCACAGACGACGCCUGGUGUUCUUCCACCGUCUCCUUCGGCGGUGAAGAUUUCUGAGAAGUGGCACUCACAAACUAAUUCGAUAGAAUUAAACUGGGGGAUCAAUAACUUGACUUUAUAAGAUAUAUUUCUUACAAAUAAGGCAUAUAUAGUUCUUAUUUUAAUAUUAUUAUUAUCAUAUAUUUUUUUUUUGUUAUAAUCAUAUCAUACUGCAUUAUGGGUAAAUUGUAUUUAAUUUGAUAUUAUCAUUGUCUGAUUAUGUGGUGGUGUGGCUGGUGGCUGGUGGUUAUCAGCGAAGAUCAUAAAGCUCUCCGGUUUUUGGUUUGGACCUCUUUAUUGAGGCUUUUGGCUGUUGGUUGUGUAAUAAAGGGAAUGAGUCACCUUUUCUUUUCGGCUUUGCUCACUACUUCCCACACACUCUUUCCUUUCUUUUCGGUUGUAAUUUUCCCCUUUCAUUGCAAUUCGGACCUCUUCUCUAACCUUCCCCUAUUCCCCCUUCAUCCUGCAAUAAUAUAAAUCGAAAUCGAAAUAGUCUCGUUUUCGCAUCUAAAAUUUCUCUUACCAUUUUCGAAGAUAAGUAUCUGUACAAUUCAAACAUGUAACCUUAUUAUGAAUGAAAAAUUUCAUCAUUACAUCAAAUGAUGUGUAAAUCCCAUAUUGGCACAUCCUCAAAAUAUGAAAAAUACCAUUUAAUUGUGUCCCAGUGUGGAAAUUCCUAGCUCUUUGCAGUACAAUUAAACAAAAAAUCGAUACAGUCGAGCCGUCUUCUAUACUAGCUAGGUGGGGUCCAGACAUCUUCUACAAGCUAAUAUUGCAAAAAAUAAAAACCAAGAUCAAAUAUAUGGGGAUGUAUAUGUAUGCAACAUAUACAUAUACAUAUACAAAACCAAG